Penicillium egyptiacum is the source of this 2559-nucleotide messenger RNA. NCBI's taxonomy places the organism in Eukaryota, Fungi, Ascomycota, Eurotiomycetes, Eurotiales, Aspergillaceae. The record is from the annotation of a GenBank genome assembly.
AUGUUUCGUCAAGACAUCUCCACUACCAAAGGCGACGAAGUUGCACCGUGCGGAAGGCGGAAGACGAGCGUUUCGAAGCGCGGCCAGCUUGCGCCUACACCGCUGUCUGCAAUUCCCUCUAUAUAUUUCAAUAAGGACUUUCACCUCGAGAAUCCGCGCAUUUUCGAUGUUGUCAGUGAGCAUACGGAGGUUGUAAGGCAGCCACUGUCCACCAUCGGAGAAGGUGAUGACAUUGCUGCAAAUGGUGACCCGCAGCCUACUAGGAAGACGCUUACUACCUAUAGCAUCUUGCAAGAGAAGCUAUCGUGGUACAUAGACACUGUAGAGAUUCAUUUGGUAUUUUCGAUUUCGCAAGCGUCAGCCUCUUUUUUCGCCGCGCUCGGCUCCCUUCGUGAACUCCAGGCCGAGGCAGCCGACUCUGUCACAAAGAUCCAGAAGCUGAGGAAGGACCUCGCGCAUUUGGACAAAGAGAUGGUAGUGCGCGGUUUUGAGAUCAUCAGCUCGAAGCGAAGACGGGACAAUCUGACAAAGCUGGGCGAGGCUACCAAACAGCUUCAAUGUGUCCUCAGCGGUGCCAGUCAUUGCGAGGAACUCGUAGACUCUGGGCGGCUGGAGACGGCAGUGCAACAUAUCUCGUACGUCGAACAGCUUGCAUCCGGAACGCUGGAUCCGAAAAUUGGCGGCGAGUUGCAUUGGUUGCUGCCGAACCCAUUCAUCAGGCUUACCGAUCUACGCCGACUGCACGCUAUUGGAGGACUGCUGCGAGACAUCGACCAGCUUCGCCUGCGGAUUGGGAAAGGUUAUGAAGCCCGAUUGCUGAACGUCCUUUUGGGCGACCUGCGCCGACAUGUGUCCGACGCACCGCCCAGAGACACUCUGGCACGCUGGACAAAACGCGCACGGGGCGUAACGGAUGCCUCCUCAUCGACAUCCAUGAUGAUGGCAGAAAAGCUGCGCGAAGAACUCAUCCCUGUUCUGCAGGGCCUUGGCCAGUCGCAGUAUCUAACUGCAGCAAACACCACGUUUCAUGAAGCUGUCAUCCGAGAAAUGAAGUCUCUUAUACGCCAGCACUUGCCGAGCUCUACUGACGACGAUAGUGAGUCUGUCACGUCUGCAUCCGCGCGGGCAAGCGGUCGACGUCCGACCCAGCAGGAAAUGUCGAGCAUUCUGUCUCGCAAUUUGCGUGCUCUCAGUCCCGAGGAUGCCGAGGCGUUCUUCGUCAAGGUCUACUGCGGGAUAGGCGAAGCAUUACGGAGGCUUAGUGUACAGGUCAAGGUUCUCCUCGAUAUCACAAGCAGCAUGAAGACUUCAAGCAACCUACUCACUCCGGUCCAAAGCCCGGGAAGCAAGGGCAAUCCGGCUGUCCCUUCGCCCAGCCUUUCGAUGGGAUGUAAUUUGCAGGAAGAGAUAACUCAAGCCCUUGACAUGUCGAGCCUCCUCGUACAGGCAGUGGACAAGUCACAAUCAGAGAUCACAAAGGUGCUGCGAGUCAGAACCGAGCAAACGGUUUGCCUUGGAUUGACCGAUUUCCUAGGCUACUUCACGCUGAAUCGCCUGUUUGUCAAUGAAUGCGAGGCAGUCUCUGGACACUCUGGAGAGGCCCUUAAAGGCGUCGUGAACAACCAAAUUCACGACUUUAUCCUGCUUCUGCACGAAGUAGAAAAGCAAAAGCUGGUGCAAAAGAUGGAGUCUGAGAAGUGGGAGCGCAUCGACUUCAAGCCCCAGGACGCAUUGAUCCUGGCGCACAUUGUCCAGUCCAUGACCACUGAUCCCCCGGCAUGGCUCGGUUGCACAGAUGUCAGUACCGCAGGCCUGGAAGCAGGCGAACUGAAUUUGCAGAAAACCCGCACCCCUGCGGAGCCGACGAGUGCUGCUAAGCAAAAUAAGAAAGACCCGACACUGGCGGUCAUCGAGGGCGAGAAGUUUACGCUCGUUGAUUCGGCAGCAUUUGCGCUUCGCAGUAUAGAACAAUACACAAUCCUGCUGGCAUCGGUCCCCGGCAUGGUCAACGACAUCUCCACGCUCCUACUCGACUAUCUCAAACUGUACAACUCUCGCACACAACAGCUUAUUCUCGGUGCCGGCGCUAAAAUACCAGCUGGGCUGACCAAUAUCAAUACCAAGCACCUUGCCCUUGCCUCGCAGUCGCUGUCCUUCUUCAUUGCUCUGAUACCCUACGUGCGUGAGUGUGUUCGUCGUCGACCAUCCAUCACAGGCUCCGGCAUGGCAGAAUAUGACCGGUUGAAGCGCUUAUUCCAAGACCAUCAGUCCACUAUCCACGACAAGCUGGUCGACAUAAUGAGUCUUCGCGCGACCGUUUGCAUCAGAGAGAUGAAUAAGAUCAAGUGGGAUGACGAAGAUGAGGUGCAGAGGAGCGUCAGUCCACACAUGGAGACGCUCACGAAAGAGGCGCUCACGCUACAACGAGUGCUGAGCAAGUACCUGCCUGCGUUGAACGUGAGCGUGAUUGUCGGACAGGUCUUUACGAACUACAAGGAGCAAUGGAGUAAGGCUUUCGAAGGUGCGGCGAUACGGACCGAGGCCGGAAAAGCGAGGUGA